Acaulospora morrowiae is the source of this 165-nucleotide messenger RNA. Lineage: Eukaryota; Fungi; Glomeromycota; Glomeromycetes; Diversisporales; Acaulosporaceae. The record is from the annotation of a GenBank genome assembly.
AUGACCACUUAUGUCAUCAAGACUGAUUCCUUUGAGGAUUCGAACGAUUCUUUAUUCUCUUAUGAUGCAAGACGGCUAAAAGAAAAGAAUGAUGCGAUAGAAGUCACAGACUCUGGGUCCUUGGUUAAGUUAAUGCAGGGUUUGCAAGGUCAAGCGAUGUUCUAA